Didymella exigua CBS 183.55 is the source of this 4800-nucleotide messenger RNA. Its product is annotated as ATP-dependent RNA helicase A. Gene Ontology annotation, cellular component: intracellular anatomical structure. Gene Ontology annotation, molecular function: ATP binding; RNA binding. The record is from RefSeq and is a predicted model, not a curated record. The transcript has 3 exons. NCBI's taxonomy places the organism in Eukaryota, Fungi, Ascomycota, Dothideomycetes, Pleosporales, Didymellaceae. The coding region runs from base 241 to 4668 and encodes 1475 amino acids.
GGAGCGUCCUUCUGGUACUCCACUUCGACAGCCCUCUGCACCUCGUCGCCGCACCCAGGAGCCCUCUGCGCCGCCCUACAUGCGUCCCAUCAGCUUUUGCGCCCCGUCCAAUCUUGAUCUCGCGAAGGAUCAAGCUCCGAUUUAUUCCAUACGGAAGCCCGCCUGAGGUCCCGACUUACCUACCCUUUUUGGAAGUUUCACCUGUCAAACAAAUUCUGAACCCUCACACUACCACCGACAAUGGCUAAGAAGAAGAAGCCAGCGGGAAAUCCUUCACGUGGUUUCGCUACCACUUCGGUCGCCAGCAAACCAAAGGUUGAGAAAUCUGUCGUUGACGCCACCGACAAAGAAAGCGUGCCUGCGCUUCCCAAAAUUGGGACAACCGUCCCUCAAGUGGAUGCUUCAGCUGCCAAGAAGGAGGAACUUGCGAAGCAGGAGGUCACCCAGACUCCAGAAGAGCUUGAGGCUCAGCUUGAGCGCGACGAAUUGCAAUUGCUCGUUGAGAAGCAUGCCGCCAAGGUGCGACGAGAGUCUCGUCGACAGGUCACCAAGUUCGAUACGGAUCGCAGAGUUCUUCGUGCGCAAUCUCAUCACAUGAAUGUUCACGAGUGGCUCCCAAAUGAGAUCCUGGACACCAUUAUUUCCUUGGCGCAAACUGAAUCGAACGACUCAAACCGCAGGCAAGGACAGCAGCAGUCUUUGCUCAAAGUGAUGUCAGAGGAAGAUGCCAUGUCGAAGCUAUGGACCCUCAGCUUGACUCUGCGUGAUCUUGAAUUCACCCGCGAGCAGAUUGAGCCUGUCUUGAGGUGGAUCUGUGCAGACGCCGGCGGCAUCGACGCAUCAUCCGCUGUCUGGGGCUUACAGGAAGCGCUGGAGUGGCUUGCACUGGAUCAAUGCGAAGGGCACAACUUCUCCUACGAAGAUUCGAAGCCAAGGCAGCCGAUGAUAUCCACUCCAGAUGUGUCCCGUCCAGUGUCACCCAUACCGGAGCUCUUAAUACCCCAGAACGGCUCAGCCGGUUCAUCAGAGCACAACUCGAAGCAAGCGCUAGCAUCAGGGCUGCCCACUCCAGCCGAAUCGGAUCACAGCGAUGUUCAAGUCAGCGACAUUGACAGUGAUAUUGACCUAGACGAACUUGUGCCAACGUAUCUGAAGGUCAAAGGCAGAUUGUACGAGAUUGACCCCGAGCUCGUCGAGGUCAAUCCACGAAAGAAGGGUUCGAAGGGCAAGAAGGCAGCAGCAACAAAGACAGUACAAUCGCUAAAGGUCCGAAAGCUCCUGUCGCAAUUACAGCAGCUCGAAUCCGAUGCCUUGUUUGACGAUCGCGAGGCCGAGGCAAGGUGGCCGUCAAAGCGCAAUGAAAUCGCCCUAAAUCAGGCCGCGAAAAGACAGGCGGAAGCGGUACAGCCAAGGGCCUCGAAGGGACCAAGCCAAGACGAGAUUGCGGACAAGCCGUCAUUCAACGAACGAUCCUCCUCGAUGAGGGUGAAUGGCGGGGACGCCGACGACAUCAUGGCAGAAGCUGAUAUGUUGGGCGAUAUGUUCUCUGCAAUCCCCGAUGAGCCGACAGCUGACAACACUACGACUGAGAAUGCUGAGGCAGGCAACAUCACCUUGAGAGACUUCGGAAAGCAAGGCGGAGUCACACCGCGUCGUGUCCUCGAAGAAGCUGUACGCUCAAGAGACCCUGGAGCUCGAGUCAUGUACAAGCUGAUCUCGCCAACCCUCUAUCGGUGUCGGCAUGCGGUAACUAUCACAUGGUCGAAAGACCUCGAAAUCGAGUAUGAGACCGACAUAUCUGGUGUCAACGUUGCACUGCGUGGCAUCCAAGCAGUAUUCGAGGCCACGACCAUUGCUGCCAUUGAUGCUGACCAAAGCGAAGGCUUCAUAUCCACUGUGGCCUUGUUUUCGACCUCCGCUGCGUUGGCCAAAGAAGAGAAAGUUUACAUCCGGCUUUCACCGAACUGGAGAGAUGUCUAUCGUGAAUUCCUUGAACACCGCAAAGAUCGCAUCGAUGCGGAGGACCGUGAAGCCGUCAGAUACUACCGUUCGAUUGUUCAAGAUCAGAUAGAGAACGAAGAGUCUGAUGGUGUUGUCCUGACUAAUCGGUGGAAAAGUCGAACUCAGGUUGGUACAAGUUACAGUCUUUCCAACUCUGGGUUGAGCACUCCUGUUCCUGAAACCCAAGGCCUCCGAGAUCUUUGGGCGCAGAAGGCUGCAACACAAUCAUAUCAGCAUAUGCUAGUUGGCAGGAUGAACUUGCCAGUGUAUGGCUUUAGGGAAUCCAUUUUAUCGACCAUCGACAAGAACCAGGUCACUAUCGUCUGUGGUGAGACGGGCUGUGGAAAGAGCACGCAGAUACCAUCUUUCAUCUUGGAACACCAGCUUAGCCAGGGCAAGGCCUGCAAGGUUUAUUGUACGGAGCCUAGACGAAUCUCGGCCAUCUCACUUGCUCAGCGCGUCAGCGAAGAGCUCGGUGAGGGUCCAAAAGACCUUGGAUCAACGCGCUCUCUUGUUGGAUAUGCUAUUCGUCUGGAGUCCAAGACAUCUGCACAGACCAGGCUCAUUUAUGCAACUGUCGGAGUAGUGUUGAGGAUGUUGGAGGGACCCAAAGGCUUGAGAGAGGUCACACAUCUGGUUAUUGACGAGGUCCACGAACGGAGCAUUGAUACCGAUUUCUUGCUAAUUAUCCUCCGGACACUCAUGGAUCGUCGUCCCGAGCUCAGGGUCAUCCUGAUGAGUGCUACUGUGGAUGCGGCUCGCUUCUCUCGAUACCUCAAUGACGCUCCGAUUCUGAAUGUGCCUGGACGAACGUUCCCUGUGCAGACCCAAUUCCUGGAAGACGCCAUUGAGUUGACACACUAUGCCGGUUCUACUGAAGACGCCCGGAAGAACGGCAACAGCAGUGGUGACGAUGACGAUGAGGAGAUCACGUCCGAGAAGUCUGGCAUCCCAAGCAAGCUCCCGGGAUACAGCCCAGCAACUCGAAACGUGCUAUCUACUUACGACGAGUAUGCUAUCGACUACGAUCUGAUCGUUCGAUUGAUCGAAGCUGUGGCGUACGACCCGCAACUUAGCCGAUUUAGCAGUGCGGUGUUGGUGUUCCUGCCAGGUAUCGCUGAAAUUCGACAGCUCAACGACAUGCUUGCCGGUCACCCUUCCUUCAGCUCAAAUUGGCUGAUCUACCCGUUACACUCCACCAUUUCAAGCGACGACCAGCAGGCCGCCUUCCUCUUUCCUCCGCUGGGCUGUCGAAAGAUUGUGAUCGCAACCAACAUUGCGGAGACUGGUGUGACUAUCCCGGAUAUCACGUGCGUCAUUGACACUGGCAAGCACAAGGAGAUGCGCUUUGACGAGCGCCGUCAAUUGUCUCGUCUUGCACAAUCUUUUAUCGCACGCGCAAACGCAAAGCAGCGACGCGGUCGUGCUGGUCGUGUACAGGAAGGAUUGUGCUUUCACCUAUUUACAAAGUAUCGUCACGACAACCUCAUGAUGGACCAGCAAACUCCUGAGAUGUUACGCUUAUCGUUGCAAGACCUCGUCAUGCGGACGAAAAUUUGUAAGCUUGGCGACAUCGAGGCUACAUUGUCAGAAGCUCUAGAUCCGCCAUCCCCCAAGAACAUUCGACGUGCGAUCGAUGCGCUCAUCGAGGUUGAUGCGUUGACCCCCGGUGAGGAGCUUACCAGUCUGGGCCGUCAAAUCUCUAGACUGCCCCUAGACGCACAUCUCGGGAAGCUGGUACUGCUCGCCAGUAUUUUUAGCUGUGUAGACGUUGCCAUCACGAUUGCUGCCAUCCUCUCCUCCAAGUCGCCUUUCCUAACACCUUUCGGCGCGAAGCAACGAGCCGACAUUGCACGCUUGUCAUUCAAGACCGGCGACUCUGACCUACUCACAACCUACAACGCUUAUAAAGCAUGGCGCAGCGUAUGCACCGCUGCCGGCCGCUCAGAGAUGCAGUUCUGCCACAAGAACUUCCUCUCCCCACAAAACCUAGGCAACAUCGAAGACCUAAAAGCUCAACUGCUAAGUAACCUCGUUGAGUCAGGAUUCGUCCUGAUGUCGCCGGAAGACCGCCGGGUACUCAGCCGCUACCGAUCGACGACACGGCACCGGGUCUUCGUUAAUGUCCCACCACAGUACGACACCUACUCAAACAACGAACAUCUCGUCAACUCUGUGAUCGCAACAGCGUUCUACCCUAAGCUGCUCACCCGCGAAGGUAAAGGCUGGCGCAACAUCAGCAACAACCAGACUGUCAAUCUGGCACCCACGAGCGUCAACAAGGGAACCAACACCGCCAAGUUCCUCUCCUACUACCACAUAAUGCAGUCAAGUAGCAAGUUUUACAACGCGCACUCGACCUCCAUCGCACACCCACUGCCAAUGGUGCUCAUGGUUGGCGCAGACAUGGACUUCAAGCUGCAUGCGGGCGUGGCCAGCUUCCCAGGCAACGUUGUCCGGUUUGCGGUCAGGGAGUGGAGGGCCGCUGUUGCGCUGAAGGUACUGAGACGCAGGGUCAAGGAGAUCUUGAGCGCAAGCUGGAAAAAUCCUGGUAGAGCGAUGAGUGAGAGGGAAAGAGUGUGGUUGGGGAUCUUCGAGAGGGUGUUUACGGAGAGGUGGGAGAAGGAUGAGAGGAUUAGGGAGAGAGCGGGUGGUAAGGCGAGGUGAGAUGCAUAGUGUACUGUCUAGAAUGGCCUUUGUGGUCUGGACACUGGACUGGAAAAGCAAGUUCGAAAGAGAGUAUGAUAGCUGCUAGUACAAUGUCUAGUCGAGUGCUUGGAGCAUCCGCAUUGGAAGUCU